CGAGAGCUUGCUCGAGACCGAAGUGAGGUUACUGCAAGUACUUUCUUCAGCAACACCACCAACAAGCUCGAGAGCUUUAGCUCGAGAGCUUGUUGUUGGUGUUGCUGAAGAAAGUACUUGUAGCGCUGGGACCGAUGCGACGCCACAGUUAUUUACGUAACCGAUUGAGUAGCAUCGAAAUUUACAUGUAACCACGCAGCGCGAGGAGGGAGGUUACUGCUUUAUGGAGGCUUGAUGAUACGGAGGAUGCUCACUGAUACGGCGUCCGCUGCUAAUACGAUAGUACGGAGGAGCCGCUGAUACGAUGCGGAGGAGCAAGCAAACCGCUGAUACGAUACGGAGGACGCUGAUACGAUACGGAGGCCCCAGUCCGUCGCUGAUACGAUACGGAGGAGCCGCUAAUACGGAGGACGCUCGAUGAUACGGAGGACGCUGAUACGGAGGAUACUGAUACGAGUUGCUGAUCCGGAGGAGCCGUGCUGGUGUUUUGCUUGUUUUUUGCUUGUUUCCCCCUGCAAAUCAAUAUUUCUACGGUGUUUUCUACACGAGCUUGUACUGGAAUAGCAAUCAAGAUCAGUUUUUGAGAACUGCUCACAUUUUUUUAGUACUCGUACUCCUCGUACAACAUACUGUGUACAGUUACUGAUACUACGUAUUUACAGUAGUGAAGACAGUUUUUUAGUGUGUACUGAGGUGCGUGCGCCUGGUUACAACCGCGCACAAAGCGCACUGUGCGCUUUUUUUGCUUUKUUUUGUAACCAGACCCACUUUUUUUUGUAACCACACUACUAGCAUUAUCGUGUAAAAAAUAUGGGCUUCUCUAUAGGGAAAGGUUUGGUUACAAUUCUGGUUACAAAAACUCCAUUUGCGCGCUUGUAACCAGCUUGAGGUGCGUGUACUUAGGCAAAAAAUAACUAGUCUUUGUUAGUGUUAGUUUUUUGUAACGCGCAGUAACCAAGCGCGCGUGGUUACAUGUAAUUUCGAUGCUACUCAACGUUUACUUCGGGACUUCGUCCGCUCCCCUAUGACAGUCAUUGUGACCCAAUUUUUAUGGUCUUAAAAGAGUGUCAUCGUCUAUAUUCACACUUAUCAAUACUUUCAUUUAACCCCCAAUAAAAUAUGACUGUGUACAACACGUAGAAUCAGUACUCAAUAGAGCUACUACAGUACUAAGUACUUCCACCUGGAGCGAUUUGGUCAGGCCUGCAAAGGCGGCUUGAGGACCUAUUGCUAUUCCUAUUGCUGUUCUUAUUGCUACUAUUCCUAUUGCUAUCAUUCCUCCUAUUGCUUGCACGAGAUUACGUGUACUCUUAGUAUGUUUAAGUGUGUAUGAAAAUUGAAAAUUAUAAGAUUAAGAUUCUCGAUUUUCAUACACAGUAGUUAAUUAAUUAUAAUGACUUCGCCGAUAAUUAAAUUUGAUUUUAGGGGUUCCCCCAGAAUGACCCAUAUUCGAAUAAUAGCCGUUAUUUUAACAUAAAACCGUUAAAAACGCGCGGUAUCGUGCGAAUAAUGAAAAAACAGUCCCUUCGGUACGAGUAGCUCUCCGGUACUGUAGUUUAGAGUAACCGGUAAGCGAAUCAGAUUGGUCACAAAACUUUAAAAAAAACCGCCAAAACUCAAACUGAAAUUUCAGGUUUUUUUCGAGCGAUCGAAAACCCGAUCAGUUUUCAAAACAACGAACUUGAUGGUUGGUUGUGUUGGCGCAUCAUUUCUUGAAGCAGUUGGUCAGUCUACAUUGGUGGUUCCUGUCUACGUUGGUGUUUUAAACUUUAGGAUGUUGCACAUGGGGUUUCAAUGGUGGUCCAAAUCAUGUAGGUAGGAGGUACUUCUGUUGAAGUGCGUACGACUGCAUUGUGCAGGUUUGGACUGUAUCCAUUGAUUCCUUUUCCUCUGUGAACCCCCCCCUUUAUCCUGCCAGUAAGAACAGUAAACAGUAAAUCAUCAGUACAGUACCAGUACUGGUUAUACAAGGAUCCACUGUAUGAAUUUUCUGGCGCGGGCCAUUUGACUUUUUUUAUUUUGUGGCACGGUGCAUGUGACUUUUUUUAUUAUGUGGCUAUGUAUGUAGGUAUAUAUGAGGUAUGUAUGUAGGUAUGUAUGUAUGUAUGUAGGUAGGUAUAUAGGUAGGUAGGUAGGUACCGGCCGGUUGGAAAAGAUCACACCAUAACCUGCAAAGUGUACGUAUGCUCCUUAGUGUCACAUAAAGGGAUGUUUACAUUAAAGAGUGAGCGUGGUGAUUAUUCACUCACUAUCUACUCGUGAUCUACGUGAUUUACGUGUUACUGGCUCACAUGGAUUAGUCGAAAUUUAGAUCACGUGUAACCCCCAUACAUACCUAUAUGUGUAUAAUCCUUAUGUAAAGAGGAAGUCAGCCAUGCAUGAUGUCAUCAUGACCAUUCAACAUGUUGCAGUGUCUGUUUUUUUGGUCAAAGUUUUUGUCUAGGCAUAUAUUUUAGAAGCAGAAAAUCUGUUCUUGAGUCUAGUAGUAUAUGGUCCAGACAGGUGGGAAGCAGAGAUUGACAAGGUAGCAAUGGUAGGGAAAAUAUGUGUAACUGAUCUUAUUGAUUACAUUUUCAUUGAGGCUAGAUGCCAUCAGCUCUAAUCCAUCUCAGCUGAUCACUGGAUGGCAUCUUAUUCUCUCAUGAUGUAAAGAGGGCCUUGCAAAGGGACACAGGCUUAUUCAUAGUGAAUUUAGCAGCGGGUUUGCCGGUGGUAACGGUAUUCACUACUGUGGUGUAAGGAUAAAUGAUAAGAAAACAGCUAUGUCGCUGCUUCUUUGGAAAUAUUCCAAUUACUGGGAUAAAAGUAACCCGGAUCAGCUAUUUUGCUAUUUCAAGGACCGACAUAGCCAUGGCAAUGAAUUCCCUAUUCCUAGGAUAAGACCAUAUGAUCCGUAAUGAAAACACCUGAACGAUGAUGAUCAGAAUACUGAUGAAAUCACGUAAUAAGGCCAAAGACCGGUAUGAAAUGAAAAUAGCCUUAAUCGACGUUGAAACAAGGCCCAAGGGGACCAUUYCAUYGAUUACACUGGUCAUGAAAUUCCAUCGAUUUACGUAAAACGAGUUGAUUUUGCUCUUACGGCAACAACGAAAAUUCAGUAUAUUCAAGAUAACCCAAGAUAUACUCUCAGGACGUCUAUUCGGAGCAUCCUGGAGCUGUUUUCAUCGAUAUUAUCCAUAUAUUCAUGAUUAUAACUCAGCGAUUCAGCACUCMGACAGUGAUUCAGUGAUUCAGCGAUUCAGCGAUUCGGUAGCGAUUUAGCGAUUUGGCGAUUUUUAGGUGUUUCAAGUUAUGAGGUGAAUUGGCUUAUUUGGAGUGGACUGAAUCAGCUCACAAUUUCAAUAAGCUCACAAAUCAAACACAAACUUCAACACAGAUACUACCAUGCCAACAACACGAUCUGACGGACCCCUUGUCCAAGGAUUAAGUAUGUCUGAAUUCUAUGAUGAGUUUUGGUGUCCGUGAGCAUACUCGAAAUCGUUCCGGAACCAAGAAAAAUACAACUGAUGAUGCUGCUGAAGAUACUACGGGUGAUGCUGAUGAUACGAAUGCUGGGAACAAUACUGAGGGUAGAGGUUCCAAUGUUACAAACGAAAUGCUUAUGCAGUUCAUGAUGCGAGUUGACGAUAGGCUCUCUCAAUUGGAAGGAGGGAAUAGUCGGAAUGAUAAUGCUUCAAAUCAUAAUGCUGAUGAUGUAAUUCCAGUCCCUGACCGAGAGAGUCCUAAUCCUAAUCCUGCUCCUGAUAGUAAUGACCCUCAAGAUGAUGAUGAUGGAGAAGACCUUUCUCAUCCCGAAGAUCCCACAGAUUAUCACAAUGGGGUUGUGGGUUACAAAAAUGGUUGACGCCUCACCAAUGCUGAAGCUAACUUUCGACAGGUCCUUCUUAGUUUGGAUAUCUCCUGGAAGACUGUGAAUGCACUCUUUGCUCAAGGAUGGGCCUCAAUGAGUGCUAUACRGGGUCGMAAUCAUGAUGACCUCCGCAGUUUCUAUUCUACGUUCAAUAAGAAUCAUUCGUGGGAGUGUGCCCUGACUGAAGUCAAUUUCCACCACAUCAAACUACUGAUUAAUUGGAUUAACUUUCGAGUUAAACUUGGAAAACGCAUUGGGCCUACGGCGUGGCUCAAYAGUACAGACCCUUUGAACAGAACCCUUGAACGCACACUCUAUGAACAGCAACAGAAGGAGGUUAAUAAGACUGGACAACAGCCCAAACCUCCACCACUCAUGAAACUUGCUUCUAUUCAAGAGGAUUUCCCUAAAUUCGAUCGGGCGCUGCGUGCUUAUUUUGGUGCUGUCCGAGGUCAGACAGGAGCUCCCCUACUUUAUGUGCUAAGGACAGAUUCCCAUGUUCCUGCAGCUCACAUCGAUGGCUCUGUUGGACAGGAAGGUACAUUCAAAUCUUGGGAUGAUUAUCUCAUUGCCUGUACUGCUCACAAGGGAAAUGACUUUAUUGUUGACAACAACACAGUGUAUCACACGAUCCAAGGUCUCCUCCAAGUUAAGAAAGGUGAUGCCGCUGAUACGGAAAUCAAGCGCUUUCAUAAUGAUACCAAGUCUGAUGGUCGUGGUGCAUAUCUUCACCUAAAAACAAUGGGGAAUGUUAAAACGCACUGCCAGCAGAUGUUAAAGAAGAUGAGGACCUUCAUGGAAACCAGUCCCAAUUACACGGGUGACUCACGACAGUAUACAUUUGAAACUCAUAAGAGGAAAUGGUAUGAGGCACGUGAUACUAUCCAGUAUUAUGGUGGUACUAUUGAUGAAGAUGCAUUCUGCUAUGAUUUCUGUGCUACCAUUCAAGAUCCCCGGCUUAUUGAAACUGCCAGACGGAUCAGGGCUCCUGAUCAUCCAGAUCACAACAAUUUUAUCAAGAUCACUGAGCACUUGACCUCAGCUAUGUGUGGUCAAAGCAUGAAGCGCCGUAACAUCAGCUCCACUACCACUGAUCAUGAUGAUAAUGGGAAUGGUAACAGCAAUGGGAAACGCCGCAAGGCUGACAACGCUCAUAGUAGACGAGGCAACUCCGGUGAUGGUUCUGGUAGUAAAUCCAAYGCAGAUUCAAGUAGCAAGAAGCCGUUUACUGGCGUAAUCAAGGCUAAACGCUACCCUUAUCAUGUAUAUAGGACCUUCACCCCAGAACAAAAGCAGAAGCACCGAGAGCUCGUGAAGCAAAAGAAACAGGAGAGAACUGUUUCUGCCACCACGUCUACUGAAGAACCUAUCAAGGAGGAACCCAAGGGCACUGGUAUUGGAAAUCAAUUUGGUUCAGCAGCACAUUCGUGAAAUAUUGGCCGGUCACUUAGACUCUCAAACGGCCGGCAAUAUCAAUACCGAUUCCAUGUUUCAGCUGUUUCCACUGCACCGGGUGAAUCUUUAUGUGAGCUUGAUUCCCAUGCGGAUACUACAGUUUGUGGUUCUAAUAUGGUCAUGCUCACACCUCCCGAAGAAGUUCAAAUGCAUGUCAAUGUGGCGCCGUUCUCUUCUGAGUGCAACUCAAUUAAGAAUGUACCAGUUGCCACAUGUGCCACUGCCUGGGACGAUGCUGAUGGCAAGACAUAUAUCCUUGUGUUCCAUCAAGCAUUGUAUUUCGGCAACAAGCUCCCACACAGUUUGCUGUGUCCCAAUCAAAUCCGACGUUGCAAUUUUAACCAGGUGGACGAUACUCCCCGACAGUUCAAUAGUGAAUCAUCACAUGGUGUCACUUUCACCUCCACUGAUGAUGAAAUACAGUUGUUUGUUCCUUUCAAGAUGGUUGGUGUUAUAUCGUGUUUUCCCUCACGGCGCCCCACACCUAAUGAGCUUGAAGAAUGUGAUUAUAUCACUGCAACAGCUGAUUCUCCMGUUUGGAAUCCAACGUCUGAUGUAUUUGAAUCCAAUGAGGAGGCUGUGAAUGAAGCCAGACCUAGAUCUGCUCUCCCACUCCGGCGCAUCGAUGCUAUUGAUACUGCUCCCVGGGACACUCCUUCCGGGGACACUUCUUUGGUUAUUUCACACGAUGGUGACCUUGAUGGUAAUUAUGAUACCACAUAUCUCUCUUAUCUUCAAAGCAGGUGUAAUUUGGAUCUUCCGGAAUGCUCUAUCGCUGCCGACUGGCGACUCUGUUCAAGAAUCAGUGCAGUUAUCACUAUGAACAGUGGGGACAACAGUAAUUUAUCAGCUGGGGACACUAGCGACCCACGUGAUAAUACUCCUGUUCAUACUGUUAAUGCUCUUCACCGAUCUUUACAUUCACCCGCCUUUACAGACGACAUUGGCAAUGUUGAAUUGGAUCCUGAUGCAAACCCAGUGGUGACUAUUUCAGCAGUUCAUAAGAAUGAUCCAGAUAAGAACAUUYGCACUCAACCACCGGUGCUGAUACAAGAUGAAUUGGAUGAUGAUCAGGAGGAUGAUGAUAUAUCUCCAGAAGCAAGGCGUUUGAAACGAAGACGCGAGAUGGGGCCGGCCCUGUAUGAUAACACAAUCAGCAGGUCUCAGAUCGAUGCUGCAAAUCUGUCUGCAAAAUGGGGUAUUAGUUUGAAGAAAGCUCAAGCUACACUUGAAGUGACCACUCAGAAAGGCAGGCGCCGCAUYGAUCAGCCUAUUACCAAGAAGCUGAAGCCUCAAAGGUAUAGGAACAAGAGGAUGUUACCCGGAUUAUGGUACACUGAUACUAUGCAUUUCCAAUCACCAAGUAUUGUCCGGCAGGAUAAAUCAGCACAAGUAUUUGCGACUACAUUUGGAUACAUUGAAUUCAUUCCAAUUGAAUCCAAGGGUUAUGCUCAUAAAGGAUUGAGUCAAUUUGUGCAUGAUCUUGGUAUCCCAGAAAAGCUUGUCUCUGAUAACGCAUUGGAGCAGGGUUCGGCAACCACCACAAAUAACUCGCGAUGGAAGAAAUUGAUCAGUGAAUACAACAUCAAUCAUACAUUUAUCCAGCCUCAUUCACCAAGACAGAACAGAGCUGAGACUUACAUUGGUAUCUUAAGGCGGCAAAUAAGGAAGUUGACUGCUGCCAAGGGUUCACCAAAGCGGUUAUGGGCCUAUUGCGGGCUUCAUGUUGCUAACAUUCAUAACCUCACUUCAUCAAGUGAUAAUGCUUGUAUGAACAAGACGCCAUUUGAAAUUGUUCAUGGCUACACCCCUGAUAUCACUCUGUCAACACUCCAUGAAUGGUACAAUUUGAUCUGGUGGUACGACCCCGAGGACAAGUGUGAGAAACUGGGAAGGUUCUUGGGCUAUGCUGGUAAGAAUGUUGGUGCUGGUGAUUGUUUUAAUAUCUUGAACUACACUGGCAAGGUGCACGUUUCUAAUGGAACAAGAGCGAUAAGUGAAUCACAAUGGAGACAACCAGACAUUGUCAGACGUGCUGAAGAGUUUAAUCAGCUGGUGAUUGACAAGAUUGGGGACACUGUCAAACAUGUCCACUUUGAAGAUGACAGCUUCCCUGAUGCACCGGAUGAACUAUUUGACGACGGACUUGAUGCCAGGUUUAACAGUGAGGUCACAGCUGCUGAACCCAAUGCUUCAAUUCCGGAUGUUGAUGACCUAGUACCAGAUGGCUCUACGUAUGAUGAGUAUGUAGGCAACAUGGUCAUGAUUAAAUUUGGAGACCAGCGUUUGAGGUGUGUUGUGAAGGACAGAGUGAAGGAUCUCAAUGGAAAGCCCAUAGGCCAGAGAAACCCUAAUCCACUUCUUGACACACGAGAGUAUAAUAUUCAAUUGCCCGAUGGGAGUAUUGAAAAACAUACUGCAAAUCUCGUGGCUGAGAACAUUUAUACUUCAAUAGAUGACAAUGGCUUCACCUACACACUCAUGGAUGAAAUCAUAGACCAUGAGAAGGAUGUUGAUGUGGCUCUUUCUAAUGAAGAUGCCAGGUUUCAGACAGCAAGUAACCAGUGGAGGGACAAACCUACAACUAAGGGCUGGCGCGUCCUUGUAAGCUGGAAGGAUGGGACCUYGUCCUGGGUAAAAAUGUCUGAUAUGAAAGAGAGCUUUCCUAUCCAGCUGGCUGAAUAUGCAAUUGCAAAUAACAUUGCGGAUGAAGCUGCUUUCAGAUGGUGGGUUCACAAGGUGAUCCGGAGAGCUAAAAGGAUCAUCAAGGCAGUCAAGAGCAACAAAUAUUGGCUCCGCACCCACAAGUAUGGAGUGGAACUCCCACAUUCUAUCAAGGAAGCACUUGCAAUCGACCGAAAGACUGGGAYUGACUAUUGGGCUAAAGCUGUUGGCAAAGAAAUGACCAAUAAUAUGGUUGCCUUCCAGUUUAACGAAAAAGACCAAGUUCCGGUCGGUCAUGAAAAAAUUACUGCCCAUAUGGUGUUUGACAUAAAACUGGGGACCCUAACAAGAAAGGCCAGACUAUGUGGUGAUGGUCAUAAGGUCCCAGCUUUGUCACAAGAAUACACCUACUCCAGUGUGCCCAGUYGUGAUUCUGUUCGGAUCUUCUUCCUGCUUGCAGCUCUGAAUGAUUUGGACGUGCUAUCAGCUGACAUUCARAAUGCUUAUCUGACAGCCCCAAUAAAGGAGAAGUAUUACAUGAUUGCCACUGCUGAGUGUGGUUUCUCUGAGGAGUACRUUGGCAGGCCAUGUAAAAUUGUCAGAGCGCUAUAUGGUUUACCAGUGGCAGGUGCAUCAUUCAGAGCAUAUCUUACAAGUCACCUACGAGAGCUUGGCUAUAUUUCAUGUAAAGCUGAUCCUGAUGUGCAUAUGAGAAAAGAGGUUAAACCCGACGGCACCCCGUACUGGGCCUAUUUGAUUGCAUAUGUGGAUGACAUAUUGUGUUGUGGUGAGAAACCACGCCUAAUGUUGGAAUCUAUUGAAAAGAGGUUCACCCUGAAGGAUGGAACUAUUGAGGAGCCUACUUUAUAUCUUGGUGCUGAUAUCAGUCGACACCAGAUUCCAGGUGUUAACAUUAAGAGAUGGGCUAUGUCAGCUGAGAAAUACACUGAGAAGGCAAUUCAAGCUGUAGAACAGGAGCUGGGGACAGAGAAAUAUGAUUUCAAGUACCUACCGAAGAAGAAAAUCAGUACUCCCCUCUCCCCGGAUUACAGACCUGAGAUCGAUCCUACAGAUGAAUUAGACAAGCGGACUCAGAACUAUUAUCAAGGGUUGAUUGGUGUGUUGAGAUGGUUAUGUGAGCUCGGUCGACUGGAUAUUAUACAUCCUGUGUCACUGCUCUCAAGGUAUCUCGCCCAGGCUCGGAUUGGCCAUUUGAAUCAGGCCUUCCGAAUAUUUGCAUACUUGAAACAACACAAGAAAUCCAAGCUCGUGUUUGAUGACACUAAACCCAUGAUAAGUGA
Molecule: messenger RNA, 9270 nt
Organism: Pseudo-nitzschia multistriata
Lineage: Eukaryota; Bacillariophyta; Bacillariophyceae; Bacillariales; Bacillariaceae
Source: the annotation of a GenBank genome assembly